GCAUUAGAAUGUGUCUGUAUGAUGUGCUAGGUCUGGACGAGGCGGAGAUGAGAGCGGAGGAGCGGUGGGAGGCAGCAAGAUGGCGUACCAGACUUUCCGGCAGGAGUAUAUGCAGAUCCCCCCAGUGACCAGAGCGUACACCACGGCUUGUGUGCUCACCACAGCUGUAGUGCAAUUAGAAAUCAUCACACCGUUUCAGCUAUAUUUCAACCCAGAACUGAUAUUUAGACAUUACCAGGUAUGGCGACUAGUCACAAACUUUUUGUUUUUUGGACCAGUUGGAUUCAAUUUUUUAUUUAAUAUGAUUUUUCUAUAUAGAUACUGUCGGAUGCUUGAAGAAGGAUCAUUUCGUGGUCGUACAGCAGAUUUUGUAUUUAUGUUCCUUUUUGGUGGCCUUUUAAUGACUAUCUUUGGCCUUUUUGUCAAUCUAGUUUUCCUUGGGCAAGCUUUUACAAUAAUGCUUGUGUAUGUAUGGAGUAGAAGAAAUCCUUAUGUUCGAAUGAACUUCUUUGGGCUUCUGAAUUUUCAAGCCCCAUUCCUUCCGUGGGUUCUCAUGGGCUUUUCAUUGUUGCUGGGAAAUUCAAUUAUCGUGGAUCUCUUAGGUAUUGCAGUCGGACACAUCUAUUUCUUUUUAGAGGAUGUGUUUCCUAACCAACCAGGAGGAGGAAGGAUUUUAAAAACUCCAUACAUUUUGAAGGCAAUAUUUGAUACACCAGAUGAAGACCCAAACUACAACCCACUGCCAGAAGAUCGUCCUGGUGGAUUUGCUUGGGGAGAAGGACAACGACUUGGUGGUUAAAUAAAAAGUUGCCAACAGGAGAAAGUGGCACACGGGAGAAUGCACAUUGCCCUGUUGCAGAGAUAACUUGAAGUUCUCCAGAACAGGAAGCACUUUAAAAUUCACUGACUGACACAAGGAGACAUUUUCAUUUUCCCACCAGUGCCUCCCAGUACAGGAUUGUUUGCAAUGGUACUUGAAGCUCUUGGGCCGUAAACUGGAAAUAUGGAAACCGAUACUAUUCAACCAGACCAUGCAGACUUAUCUGUUGCUUUUUUAACAUUUGUGUGUGUUUUCUUUAUUUUUGAUACAGAAAAGAGAUCAGUCUUUAAGGACACUGGCAAUGUCCUGAUUUUGGCAGUGUGCAACCACAGACUUUAAGCGCAGAGAAGCCUGUGCAAAAGCCAGUGGACUCCUUGCAAAUUAUGCACAAAAUGGGGGGUCACGCGACAACAGCCAUUCCUCUACUGUGUGACAGAACAAAAGAUGCUUAUUAUAUAUACAUGUGCUACAACCUUAGACCAACUUGUUCAAGCAGUGACACAAACCUGACUGUGCUGUCUGAUUUCUUGGUUUGAAUAUCAAAAUGGCAACUCAUUUUGUUAUUGCAUUUAAUUAGAAUGAUGGAGAUCUUGGAAAAGAUGGUGUAUUAUAAUAUAUUUUAUAUGCACAAUAAAGCCACUGAAGUUGUGCUUUUAA
This is a messenger RNA of Bufo gargarizans (Asiatic toad), 1477 nucleotides long. It is a transcript of the gene DERL2, whose product is annotated as derlin 2. Gene Ontology annotation, cellular component: endoplasmic reticulum membrane; Hrd1p ubiquitin ligase ERAD-L complex. Bases 80 to 799 code for a protein of 239 amino acids. Gene Ontology annotation, molecular function: ubiquitin-specific protease binding; misfolded protein binding. The transcript is spliced from 7 exons. The record is from RefSeq and is a predicted model, not a curated record. NCBI's taxonomy places the organism in Eukaryota, Metazoa, Chordata, Amphibia, Anura, Bufonidae. Gene Ontology annotation, biological process: endoplasmic reticulum unfolded protein response.